Betta splendens (Siamese fighting fish) is the source of this 2133-nucleotide messenger RNA. RefSeq names its product terminal nucleotidyltransferase 5Bb (gene tent5bb). NCBI's taxonomy places the organism in Eukaryota, Metazoa, Chordata, Actinopteri, Anabantiformes, Osphronemidae. The coding region runs from base 315 to 1493 and encodes 392 amino acids. Gene Ontology annotation, molecular function: RNA binding; poly(A) RNA polymerase activity. Gene Ontology annotation, biological process: mRNA stabilization. The transcript is spliced from 2 exons. The record is from RefSeq and is a predicted model, not a curated record.
AAUCUCCGCUCAGCCAAUGGGGAGGCCCGUCUUAAUCCCGGCUCGGUAAAACCUCGGCGCGACUGUAAUCUGGAAAGAGAGUGAGCGCAGACGCAGAGAGGGGCAGAGAGGAGCCAGGAGUUUAUAACCGGACUUGAACGAUAUUAAACCCGACUUUACUUUAACUUCUUUGCACGUUGGAGAUUUUUAAGAUUCGUCCCAGAAGAGGGGACAGACAGACGUCUAGACUCGACCCACGCUCCUUCUCAGACGGGGAUCCGCUGCUCGCUCUCCACCCGAACCUCUCUCUGGACGUCCCGCGGAGUCCGGUCGUCAUGUCCUCCGGUGAUGCCUCGGAGCAGAGUCGGCGGCUCAGCGUGCUGUCUUGGGAUCAGGUACAGCGCUUGGACUCCAUCCUGGGGGAGAGCGUCCCGAUCCACGGCCGCGGCAACUUUCCCACGCUGUCCGUGCAGCCCCGGCAGAUAGUCCAGGUGGUCAGGGCUCGACUGGAGGAGCACGGAGUAGUGGUCCGUGACGUGAAGCUCAACGGCUCCGCGGCCAGCCACGUGCUGCACCAGGACAACGGCCUCGGCUACAAGGACCUGGACCUGAUCUUUGGCCUUGACUUGACCGGCGAUAAAACCUUCCGGCUGGUGAAGGACGUGGUGCUGGACUGCCUGGUGGAGUUUCUGCCUGACGGCGUGAGCAGGGAGCGCAUCGCGGCCCUCGCCCUCAAGGAGGCGUACGUGCAGAAGCUGGUCAAGGUGUGCAACGACACGGACCGCUGGAGCCUCAUCUCGCUGUCCAACAACACCGGCAAGAACGUGGAGCUGAAGUUCGUGGACUCCUUGAGGCGGCAGUUCGAGUUCAGCGUCGACUCCUUCCAGAUCUCGCUGGACUCGCUGCUGCUGUUCGACCGCUGCUCGGAGACGGCCAUGUCGGAGACCUUCCACCCCACCGUGCAGGGGGAGAGCAUGUACGGGGACUUCGAGGAGGCCCUGGGCCACCUCCGCUCCAAGGUCAUCGCCACUCGGAGCCCCGAGGAGAUCCGGGGCGGCGGGCUGCUCAAGUACUGCCACCUGCUGGUGCGCGGCUUCCGCCCGUCCUCCGAGUCGCAGAUGAAGCAGAUGCAGCGCUACAUGUGCUCGCGCUUCUUCAUCGACUUCCCCGACAUCGGCGAGCAGCAGCGCAAGCUGGAGGCCUACCUGCAGAACCACUUCGCCGGCAUGGAGCACAAGCGCUACGAGUACCUGGUGACGCUGAGGCGGGUGGUGGACGAGAGCACCGUGUGCCUGAUGGGCCACGAGCGGCGCCAGACGCUGGCGCUGAUCUCGGCGCUGGCGCUGCGCGUGAUGGCCGAGCAGAACGCUAUCCCCGCCCUGGCCAACAUCACCUGCUACUACCAGCCGGCGCCCUACGUCAGGGACGUCAACUUCAGCAACUACUAUGUGGCGCAGGUUCAGUCGCCCAUGCACACGUGCAGCUCCUAUCAGACGUGGCUGCCCUGCAGCUGAGCAGGAGUUGGGCUUUUGGUUCCAACUACAUUGACGUGAGCCGAGAAUUUAUUGACGCCAUGUGGCUUUCUGGUUUGAGGCCCAAUGUGGACAAGAGGCCAUCAAUUUGUUUUCCUUUUGCCAAAUCUUACAAAAACCAUUCCACUAAGUUAUAUUGAUUAACACUGCUGUAAAAAACACUCAUUUGAGCCAUUAUUAUUGUUUUUAUUAUUAUUAUUAUUAUUGCUAUACCCUUAAAUUCUGUUGUUUCAUAACCAGUCUUGACAUAUAUGGGUAAAUAUGAAGGGUUGAUAUGUGACGGAGGGACGUUGUGAGUUUCGUUUCUUGUCUGACUAGCUCCAGCUUUUUUGCGUCGGGUCUUUCAUGAAAUGUAAAUACGUGGUACAAAACCAGGAAGCUAUUCAUUUCGUUCUGACUGUGGUUUCAGCUGACCUGACUGGGACAAAGGACCAAAGACAUACCUUCUUGUGUAGCAUGACCAACAGAGACUCUAUGUGAUUACAAGUGCCUGAUGAUGAUAAAUGUCUUUGUAUUAGUAGCUCAUGUGUACGUAAGAGUUUUGAAUCCAGGUUACUGUACUUUUCUAUAUCCAGGGUCAGGGUAUUUGUUUUUAAACCAUUAAAAAAUGUCAAAAAUAUAA